This is a messenger RNA of Beta vulgaris subsp. vulgaris (sugar beet), 4102 nucleotides long. RefSeq lists its product as uncharacterized. Bases 2190 to 3950 code for a protein of 586 amino acids. Gene Ontology annotation, molecular function: mRNA binding. NCBI's taxonomy places the organism in Eukaryota, Viridiplantae, Streptophyta, Magnoliopsida, Caryophyllales, Amaranthaceae. The record is from RefSeq and is a predicted model, not a curated record. Gene Ontology annotation, cellular component: cytoplasm. The transcript is spliced from 9 exons. Gene Ontology annotation, biological process: regulation of gene expression.
UCUUUCUGUAUACUUUUACUUUUUUACCCCUCCCUCCUUCCCCUAGGGUUUUUCUCUCUCCUCCCCUUCCUUCUUUUGUUGCUCUGUUUUCUUUAAUUUAUGACAAUUUUCUUUUACAAUGUAUGACUAUUUUUUUUAUAAUUUAUUAAUUAUUAUUAUUACUGUUUUGUGGUUACCAAUAUUUGCUGAAUUUGAGUUUCAGGAUUCAGUACUAGUACACGAUUGUCGCUUUUUUUACUGAAUAAUUACAUAGUAUGUUUCUUAUGCUGUGUUUUUGAGGUUUUGUAAUAUCGAUUAUAGUAAUUUUAUUGUUAUUAUGGUUGUAGCUUCAAUUGAAAUGCACAAUUGAAGUUUUUGUUUAAUUAAAGCUAGGAAUUGUUUAGUGGAUGCAAUUAGUAUGCAUUAUGAGUUCUUUGGAUUCAGAUUUUUUGAUGUAUUACAGUAUUAGUAGCUUAGACAAUUUACUUAUAUUCUCUAGCAUGUUCUUUUGAUUGCUAACUUCAUAGUUCAUAUACUAUAUUGAUGGAGUUGUUAAUUACUACCUCCGGUCUUUAUUAGUUUACCUAUAUUCCUUUUAGGAUGUCCCUUAUUAGUAUACCCAUUUCUUUUGUUUCUAUUUUUGGAAUCGGACUGCUAACUUUCCAUCACACACACAUUCAACUUUAACAUAAAUUAAUCUUUUCGUUCCACAAUAUCAUUUCUCCUAAAACUAUGUGCAAAAGAAACGGGUAAACUAAUAAAGACUGGAGGGAUUAUGUUGUUGCGGACUUGCGGUUGUUACUUGUUACGCAGAUUCUUGCGGUUGUUUUGAUGAAAAACAAAUGUGGACUCCUUGUGCAUGACCUUUUUAGUUCUAACUUCAAUAUAGCUUGUGCUGUGAGCCUGUGAAAGUGAAACACAUGUGGAACCUCGUAUUUUGCGGCUGUGGCCUACUAUUUAUCUUGAUGGCACUUCACAUAUAUUGUCUCCUUUUGUGAGCUUAUGAAAGAGUUGAUAUUAUUUGACUUAGAGAGUGUUUGGUUGAGGUGAGAACAUUUUGAUCUGGUUUUUCUAUUUUGCUUUCUUUGGUUUUUAGAGGAAGGCAAGUAGUUUUUCCUGUUGAUGGUACACAUUUUCCUUUUAAGAGGAAGGGAUGCCACAUUUUCCACCCUACUCCUUACCUUCCUCUUUCACUUAUCCCGUCCGUACUCCUUUAACAUUUUCAUUUUCCCCUUCUCUUAAACUUUUCUUGUGAGCAACCAAACAAGAAAACUUAAUUUACAAUGAUGUUUUCUAAUUGAUAUUGGUUUUUCCUGAAAAAUUAUAUGAAAAUGAGGCAUAUCGUCGAAUCCACCUUCUUUACGGUUUUAUUUUUUCACAUUCUGCCACUUUGAGUAUCAUAUACUCACUACUCUUCCUGAAUCAAUUUUUUUUUUUUUUUAGAUGACGAUAUUUGAGUUGUGGCAUUCUUUAUCUUUGCCCUUGCAAGGAAGCUUUCCCUUUUAGGACUGGACUGCACCCUUUUAUUUCUUCAAUUGGUGUUGUAGUUCAAGACAUUUUAUUGCGCGGUUGAGUUAUGUAUAUCCGGGCCAUGUUAUCAUGUUAUGUUCAUUAAAUAAUUUUUUGCAGAUUUUCAAUGUUCUCUGUGGGUUAUAUUUGAAGUUUUGACCUUGAAACUCUCAAGUCAUGUGAAGAAAUACUCGCGAUCUUUCAUGUAAAUGAUUGGUGAAUCUUUGCCAUUGGCCCAUAGCACUUUUAUACCCACGAUAGCAAUUACUGUGGGAUUUAUGAUUGCUAUAUAUGUUAUAAUUAUAUAAAUGCAGCAAAUAUACUAGGCCCCUUCUAUAUAUUUUCCAACUUUUUUGCUAUGUAAUAAGUGGCUCUUGGAAGGAGUUUAGCGAUUAUCUUCCAACCAGAAAUGUUGAUGCACUCUAAAAGUUCUUGGAGGUGACCGAACCUUUUUCCAGUUAGGUACUUGCUAGUCUCCUUAUUUUGCUCAUCAUCUGUAGGCCUAAUUUUGUGAAUUUGUUCACAUAUGUAAGUAGUUAUGGUAUCUUUUUGUCUUAUUUAUCAUUUGUUACUACUUCUCAUUGUUGUACCCGGGUUAGUAUACUCUGUAUUGUACCUUUUGAGUUAUCGCCCGCAAACCUUAUUUUCUUUGGCUGUUCAAUCAUUCACUGCUGAAUUAUUACUAAAACUGUAUUUUGCGUAUGAUACCAGUGCCUUAUGUUUCUCAAACAAAUCAAUACAAUAGUGUACCAAGCAGCAAGAUAAUCUGUAUCCCAAAUACUAAGAUUGGUAUUAUUAUUGGAAGAGGAGGAGACAUGUUAAAAAAUCUUCAAUUAGAAUCAGGAGCUAAAAUUCAGAUAGUUCGAGGUGCACACGACUAUCCUAUCUUUUUGACAAGGGAUGUUGAGCUGAUGGGCACACAGGAGCAAAUCAACAGAGCGGAGCAACGAAUCAAUGAAGUAAUUGCCGCGGCAGAUUUAACAAAUUCUGCCUCAUUUGGAGAUAGAAGCGCUCCUCCCCCACAAGCUGGAGUGCCUUAUGUUACUCAAACAAAUCAAUACAGUAGUGUACCAAGCAGCAAGAUAAUCUGUAUCCCAAAUACUAAGAUUGGUAUUAUUAUUGGAAGAGGAGGAUACAUGUUAAAAAAUCUUCAAUUAGAAUCAGGAGCUAAAAUUCAGAUAGUUCGAGGUGCACACGACGAUCCUAUCUUUUUGACAGAGGAUGUUAAGCUGAUGGGCACACAGGAGCAAAUCAACAGAGCGGAGCAACGAAUCAAUGAAGUAAUUGCCGCGGCAGAUUUAACAAAUUCUGCCUCAUUUGGAGAUAGAAGCGCUCCUUCCCCACAAGCUGGAGGUGAGCAACUUGUUAUUAAAGUUCCAAAUGACAAGGUUGCUCGCGUCAUUGGUAAAGGAGGUGAAUCUAUAAAAGCGAUGCAGAGCAAGUCUGGAGCUCGCAUUCAGGUUAUUCCGCUUCACUGUCCUCCUGGUGAUUACUCAACGGAAAGAAAUAUCUAUAUAAAUGGAACUAUGGAGCAGAUAGAAUAUGCUAUAGCGCUGGUCUAUAAAGUUAUUAGUGGGAAUCGUUUGAAGGUUUUGUCUGGUUCUAAUAUGUACCAACAGUCUGGCUACCCUCCUAUUGCUGCUUGGACUCCUCAGGGUCAACCUUCUGCACAGCAGCCUCAUGCAUAUCGAUACUCUCAGACUGGAACUUAUGCUAUGCCCCAACCACCUUAUUAUGGCGGAUACCCUCCACAGCCAACUACUUGGGACCAAUCAGCUGCUUCAUCUCAGCAGCAGAAUACCGGCUACAAUGCGUAUGGACAAGGUCAACCACCAGCCUCAACUCCCCCGGAUGUUAAUUACAAUUAUGGCCAAGUCGCACCAGCUUACAAGUAUAAUCAAGGGUACCCGCAACAGCCAAAUUACGGGCAAGAUGGUCAGGCUACUCCAGAGGCCAAACCUUAUGCAUAUGGACCACCAGCAACAUCUUCACAGCCAGAUGGUUCUGCUGCUGUCCAAACUUCUCAGCAAGGUUAUGAAACCCCAGCUGCAUCUGGUUCUGAUGGCACAGCCCAGUCUCAGCCCCCGUCUGGCUAUGGUCAACCUCUUCCUCAUGGUAAUGGUUAUAGGGCUUAUCCAAGUUAUUCAGGUGCACCAGCUAUUCAGCCAUACUACAAUCAAACAGGCUAUGCACAGGCGAGUUAUAUACAGCAGCAAGAAGUUCAAGUUGCAAGCCAGGCAUCGUACCCGUAUUAUGGACAAAGUGGGUACCCUUCAUCUCAAGCAAGAUAUUAUCACAGUGCUUAUCCUUCGGCCAUUCCUCCAGCACAAGAGCCACCUCAUAUUCAGCCGCAAACAUCUGAUAAUGUAGACUCGAGUAAUGUGGCUGGUGCUGCUGCAGAGGAAAGUGAAGAUCCCCAAUGGAAGUUCACUACGCUAUUGGAAUAUAUCGAAAGGUUAUAAAGGGUCCAUGAUUAGACCUGAAGGUGCUCGGAUGUUUUCUAGAGUUUUGACUGUUAAAUUUAGUAUGUCUUUUGCCUUGAUAAACUUGAAUUGAUCUUAUUCUUUCAGAGAUUUCUUUGAUGAUUUAGCUGUGUUUUCGUUUGUUCUUUCUC